CUCUCCAGGGACAGCCGGCGGCCCCCCAGAUUCGCACUGCCAGCCGCCGGGGAGCUCGGGGCUCCGGGCGUAGAGGCUGCGCUGUCACAUGGGCGGCGGAGACGGGGCCACAUUUAAGCGGCCGGGGGACGGCGCCCGCCUCCAGGGCGUCCUCGGGCUUGGCUCCCGCCGGGCGCCCCGCUCUCUGCCCGCCGGGGGCCCCGCGCCGCGCCGCACCGCGCCGCCCCCGCCGGGCCAUGCGAGCGCGGGCCCCGCCGCGAUGAGCUCGCACAUCGCCAAAAGCGAGUCCAAGACGUCGCUGCUGAAGGCGGCGGCGGCAAGCGGGGGCAGCCGGGUUCCCCGCCACGGCCCUGCCCGGGAGCCAGUGCUGCCCAGCCGCCGGCUGCCCGGCACUUGCCCGGGCACGCCGCCCCCGUCCGGGGACCCGAGUUCGCGGAGGCCCCUGUGCCGGCCGGCGCCGCGAGAGGAGGGCGCGCGAGGGAGCCGGCGCGGGCUCCCCCAGGCGCACUGCAGGCCCCGGGAGGCGCUGCCGGCCGCGGCGUCCCGACCUUCGCCGCCGUCGCCGCUGCCGCCGGCCCGCGGGCGGGAUGGGGAGGAACGGGGGCUGUCCCCGGCGCUCGGCCUCCGGGGCUCGCCGCGAGCCCCGGGUCGCGGGGACUCCGCUCCAGCCGCCGCGUCCGAGGCAGACCCGUUCCUCCACCAGCUGCGCCCCAUACUCAGCUCCGCCUUCGGCCAGAUGCGCCAGGAGGAGAAGACCAGCUACACAGUGGUGCAGACGAGCGAGGAGGGGCUGGCGGCCAGUGGCGAGCUCCCUGGACCGCUCCUGAUGCUGGCCCAGAACUGCGCCGUCAUGCACAACCUGCUGGGCCCUGCCUGCAUUUUCCUCCGCAAGGGCUUCGCUGAGAACAGGCAGCCUGACAGAUCACUGCGGCCAGAGGAGAUUGAAGAGCUCCGAGAGGCGUUCCGAGAGUUUGACAAGGACAAGGACGGCUACAUCAACUGCCGGGACCUGGGCAACUGCAUGCGCACCAUGGGCUACAUGCCCACCGAGAUGGAGCUCAUUGAGCUCUCCCAGCAGAUCAACAUGAACCUGGGUGGCCAUGUGGAUUUUGAUGACUUUGUGGAGCUAAUGGGACCUAAACUCCUGGCGGAGACGGCAGAUAUGAUUGGAGUAAAGGAACUGCGAGAUGCUUUCCGAGAGUUUGACACCAAUGGUGAUGGGGAGAUAAGCACCAGUGAGUUGCGAGAGGCCAUGAGGAAACUCCUGGGUCAUCAGGUGGGACACCGAGACAUAGAGGAAAUUAUCCGAGAUGUGGACCUCAAUGGAGAUGGACGAGUGGACUUUGAAGAGUUUGUCCGGAUGAUGUCUCGCUGAGGCCGCAAGGGCCCCUCGCUGAGCCCCGCGAGGACUGCCAAGCUCCCACAGGUGGGGAGAAGAGGAGCCGGAGCACGCCGCACCCCACCGUAGCCGCCGAGAGCCCAGGAUGUACUGGCGGAUGGGGCCUGCCUGCACCCCGGGGAGGUGCCCACCCCGGACCCCCACCCCUCCGCACUGUGAAAGACUCACAACUCCUGCAACUGGAAAGGGGGGGCGCCCGCCGACGAGGAGGCCACAGUGCCAAGCCGGCAGAGGUCAUGCCAGGCGCCAAGUGCCAUGUACCCAGUCGCUGCUGGCUGGGUGGGCCAGGGAGCCCGCCAGAAGACCCCACACAGCAUGUCUGCCCUGGGUCAGAGCCUCUUGCCAUCCUCCUUAGCUCUGUGCCUGUCCCAGCUCGCCUCAGCCCUGUUAUCUCAGAACCAAUAAAAAUAUUUCCAAGAGA
Diceros bicornis minor is the source of this 1820-nucleotide messenger RNA. RefSeq names its product calcium binding protein 1 (gene CABP1). The record is from RefSeq and is a predicted model, not a curated record. Gene Ontology annotation, molecular function: calcium ion binding. The coding region runs from base 89 to 1375 and encodes 428 amino acids. The transcript has 7 exons. Lineage: Eukaryota; Metazoa; Chordata; Mammalia; Perissodactyla; Rhinocerotidae.